Durusdinium trenchii is the source of this 1986-nucleotide messenger RNA. NCBI's taxonomy places the organism in Eukaryota, Dinophyceae, Suessiales, Symbiodiniaceae. The record is from the annotation of a GenBank genome assembly.
CUUUCUCCGAUGUGGAUAUAAGAACAAGAAAAUCUUGUUCUGGCUGCAAAAAUGCGAAAGAAGUUCGUCGACUGGAGAGCCAUGAGAAGCUCCCGAAACAAUCUCAGAAAGCUGGGGCUAACAAUUGCUGCUGUUGGGUUGCAAAGCUGGGCUAAUUAUGCAACUUGUUUUGGCACGUUUAUGCAACAGCUUUGAUGCUUCAUAACUUACAUAACAGUUUCCGAAUUUCCGGAAACUCGUUUGCCAGAAAGUUUCAGAAAACUAGAAUGACUUGUCUUAAGUCUUAAGUCUUAAGUGACUCCGAGAUGAUUGUUGGGUCAACGGAGGGAAGAGUGACCAUCCCCUUCUUCAAGGAGGUGACCAUCACUUGGUAGAGAUGCGGUUUCCUUGCUAUGCUCAUUCAUUGACUUCAUGGUGCGGCCGUGAAACAGGUGGGUUCAACGUUGGACAGACACCGCUCUGGCGUUGUCUUUGGUGCAGGCACUUGUGGCAAAAGGCUCAUUCAAGCAGGGCGACGUGAUUUUGCUCGAAGAGGCGAUCCUGUCGCUGGCGGCGGGCGCCAGCCCCGUGGCGGCCUUGGGGCUCUUGAGCCGCUCCCAGCGGCGGCGGCUUGCGGCGCUGCACUGCCACACGCGGCUCGCACCCGCGCGCGCGGAGGAUGGUGCUGGAGCAUUGAGCGAGCAGCUGGGCGAAGAGGGCGAGCGGCUGCUGGAGGAAAUGGUGGCCAGCGGUGUGUGGACGGCUGAGCAGGCCGUCCAGGAUGCUGGCUGGCUUUGGCAGCUCCUCCGUGUGUGGGAUGCCAACAAACUCUCCUUUGUGACCGCUCAAGGGCCGGAGCAAUGUGUUUUCGAACGCAUCAGCAGGCUGAAUCACUCCUGCGAGCCGAAUGUUCGGCUGCUCCCCGCCGGGCCAAAGCAGCUGCUGGUGGUGGCGGCCGUGGACAUUCGAGAGGGAGAGGAGCUGUGCAUUUGCUAUCCCGAGCGAAACAUUCUUCCGAUGCUCCACUUCCUGCAUGCUCCGACCUCCUGGCGCCGGCGGACCUUGGAGCGCUGGCAGUUCCUCUGCCGCUGCGUGCGCUGUGAGGCCCCGAGGCCCGAGCAGGUGGAGGACCUUGAAGAGGAGGCGAGAGCUUUGGUGAGUCCUUUGCAAGCGGCCACGAGCAGCGAAGACUUCCCCAUCGACCAAGUGCUGCAGCUCUUGAGCCAAUGCCAGGACGCAGGCCUCGGCUGCGAUCAUUGGCUGAGCUUUUGGCUCUUGAGCCUCUGUAUGGUGGGAAGCUCUGCGCGACCACUGCAGGUGGCAUCACACGGUGUGGCACGGGCCUCGCAUCUGCCUGUGCUGCCUGGCAGCCUGCAGCCGCUGGCCGAGCGGUGCCCCAACGCCGCGCAGCUCCUGGCGCAGGGAGAUCGUGGUGCUGGGACGGCGCCCAGGCCGGGCGUCACCGCACGCCUCACGAGCUACUUCAGCUUCAGUGGCGUAAAAAAGCAGCGAAAAGUGGACGGGGUCGGGGUAAGGGCUGGGUGUGAUUCAAAAGGCCGAAGCUCGGAGGGUCCUUGGGCAUGAGUGACGUUUGGAAAAGUUCCUGACAGAGUUAGCAAGGAUGAUUAUACACUUAGUUCAUAUUACUUCUCUAUUUGUGAUGAUUUACGACCCAAAUCAUGUGAAACGGCAGGUUGCUUGGUCGGUUCACAGAGACCACUUUGGACCAGACCGUGUUGGAUCAUUUUCUUCUUUUUAGAAUGAAUUAUAAGUCUUUUUUCAUGGCUGGCUCUUUUCUUUGGACAUGUUUGCGGGACUUGGAAUGAACUCUACAGGCUCGUUGGAUAGGCCACCGUUGGAUCAGAUCUUCCUCGACAGGGCAUAUUUGCAAGUACUGUAUACCUUUUUGUGUACAUAAGUGUUACCGAUCGGAACUCUUGGUCCUCACAAAAACACUGGCGAUGUCUCCCAGCCCCCCAGAACACCACACCAUCUCGUCCACGCGCC